UUAUCCCUUGUUAUCACAAUUAGCAUGUAAGUAUCUUUCGAUACCUGCUACAUCUGUUCCUAGUGAACAACUUUUCUCUGAUGCUAGUAACUAUAUUUCAUCAAGAAGAACACGAUUAGCAUCUAGCUUAGUUAAUAGUAUCUUAUUCUUAAAAC
Molecule: messenger RNA, 155 nt
Organism: Cetraspora pellucida
Lineage: Eukaryota; Fungi; Glomeromycota; Glomeromycetes; Diversisporales; Gigasporaceae
Source: the annotation of a GenBank genome assembly